AUGGGCAGCGCAGUGUCUGUCUGUCCGUCUGGCUGGCUGGCUGGGUUGGCCUUGUUUUGUUUCGUCCGGUUCUGGAACGUCCCACGACGGGACCCGUCGAAAAGACUGGUUGCUGGCUCAGACGCUGCUGCUUCUUCUUCUUCUUUUUCUUCCUCGAGACCUCCACAGCGUCAACGAAAGCCCUUCGUCCUGAGCGGGCGGUUGUCCGUCGAGACUCACUUCCUCUGCCUCGUUCAGGUGCGCGAGGAGCGUCUGUCACAACGAGGAGACGAGACGUCCGAGCUCGAUGUUGGCGGAGAAGACGCAGGAGAUCGGACAGCGAACGAGCCAGGCCAGGAACAAGAUCGUCGUUCUGUCAGGAACGGGGAGGGAGCGCGCUGA
Molecule: messenger RNA, 381 nt
Organism: Paecilomyces variotii
Lineage: Eukaryota; Fungi; Ascomycota; Eurotiomycetes; Eurotiales; Thermoascaceae
Exons: 1
Coding region: 1-381 (126 amino acids)
Source: RefSeq, a predicted model, not a curated record